Molecule: messenger RNA, 417 nt
Organism: Wickerhamiella sorbophila
Lineage: Eukaryota; Fungi; Ascomycota; Dipodascomycetes; Dipodascales; Trichomonascaceae
Exons: 1
Source: RefSeq, a predicted model, not a curated record
CGCCAUCUCACUCUGGAGCAGACAAUUGCCACUGGGUUUGGAGAAGGAUUCAUAGUUCCGAAAAACCUGACAGACAAACAGAAAGAGCGGAUCAAGUCGUUGGCAAACGAGCUGGAAUUAGAUCUUAACGCCGAGUUUGGACAAAGCAGCUUGUCUAAACAAAAGCAAGCCCUGUUUGCUCGAGCUUUGGUCAACGACCCAAAGAUUUUGAUUCUCGACGAGGCGUUUUCAACCCUGAACCGCGCCGAAAUUACAACCGCGUUUAAAGUCCUAGAUAACUAUCAGGGUGCAGUUUUAGUUGUCAGUCACAACCAGGAGGAAAUUCCGGAUUGUGACAACACUUUAAAUCUCUCUAACUAGUAUACGUGCAUUUAACAAUCCGUCACGCAGGACCAAGGGUAGAUCUGCGUCUCAGAU